AGAAAAGGUGAGCAAAUAAAGGUGUGGCUCCACUGCCAGGUAACAACGUGCGGAGGUUACUGCCACUAGAGUCACGCAGACAUUGAAGCAACAAGCACAGCUUUGGAUUCUUGGUCGAUCCGAUUGACUGUCAGCAGCGUCACUGUCAGCUGAAAGACCCGUCCACGCAUUUUACCAUCCUAUUUUUUCUUUUCUUUUUCUUUUUGAAGAGCUUGAUGUUUUUCGCUGCUUUGGGAAUGGAUAGACCCACUUUCAUUGUGAGGAGAGCAUAAAAAGGCCAGAAAGUGACUUUGCCACAUGUGAAAACAGCCACAAAAUGUUGAAUGGCAAGCAAAACAGAAGAUGCAGUGCUACACGGCCUUACUGUCUUUUCUUCAUAUUGGCACUUGCAGCAGUUUUAUUUUAUUACAGAAUAAACAUGGAUGACAGUGCAAUUGAUUGGAGACAUAAAACCUGGAUGCAAUAUAAUGCAACAAAGUGGUGGACUGGGCUGAAAAGUGGAAUCCAUGAAAAGAUUUCUCUCAUAGGAGUUAAUUGGAAACCUUCUGCCCAGGCCAUGAAAACUGGACAAACGAGUGAACUAAGUCACCUUGAAACUCAGGAGGUUGCAGAAAAUCAGUCGACCCCUGUAUCCCGGAGCCCAUAUAAUGUGGCGUACCCCUUUGAGUAUCACUUUAUUAUAAAUGAGCCCACAAAAUGUGAAGAGCAGAAACCUUUUGUGGCUCUGAUAGUUCCUGUGGCGCCCCACAACAGGCGUCAUCGUGACAUUAUCCGCAACACAUGGGGAGGGGAAAGUGUGGUGUUGGGGAAGGUGGUCAAUGUCUUCUUUCUGAUGGGGCUGCACACUGGGGAACCUGUAGAGGAGCUUGAAGAGCAUUUGCAGCAAGAGAGCAAAGAGCAUGAAGACUUGAUCCAGAGCAAUUUUCUGGACUGUUACAAUAACCUGACCAUCAAAACCAUGGUGAUGCUAGAGUGGCUCAAUUCCUACUGCUCCACUGCCACUUAUGCCAUGAAGAUCGAUUCAGACACGUACCUCAGUGUCAGAAAUCUCAUUACCAUGUUGUCAACUGCUCCAAAAACAAACUACAUGACUGGACUUGUGGCCACUAAAGCAGCAGUCCUGAGAGAUCCCACCUCCAAGUGGUAUCUCCCAGUGAAUAUUUACCCGAAACCUCUGUAUCCACGCUAUGCUCUGGGUCUGGGUUAUGUUCUGUCUUUGGACCUGCCUAAAAGGCUUGUGGAAGCUACCAGACAUGUCAAAGCCAUUUACAUUGAAGAUGUGUACUUGGGGUUGUGCAUGGAAUACCUGGGUAUCCCUCUCACAGACCCUCCAAAUUGGGAUUACUUCCAUGUCUUCCCUGUGCCAUACAAUCGUUGUGCUUAUUCCAAACUUGUUGUCACCACCUUAGAUGGAGAUACCAAUCUCACGUGGGUUUGGAAAGACUUACACGAAGCAGGGAAGGCCUGCUGAUCUGUCAAAAUAUGAUUUGCACUACUAUUUUACAGUAUAUGAAAAUGUCCUUCCGCCGAAUAUCUGAAAUGUUGUAAUGACCAAUAAACAAGCAGGACAAAACUAUCAAGACCUUAUUGUUAGAUCAGCCUGAUCUCCUCUGAAGUUCACAUUUUUAUUCAUGUAGUCGCUGACGUUUCUGAUCUUGUCUACUGGGUGAGUGACAAUAACUUGGACAAAAAUGUGUUUGCUGCUUUCUGUGGCGUUCAAAGUUUUAAAUUGUACAUUACAACAAUUUGUGUCGGAAUUUACAAAACGUUCACCUCGUUAAUGAGUGGACAAUUUGAAUAAGUACAUUGCUAAAAUGUAACUAACACAUUUAAGUUCAGAGCUCAAACAGUAGAGGACAUAUUCACGCCACUGUAUACAUGACGCCAAGCAUUACAGCUCUUGUGUUUUUAAAGAUGUGUUUCAACACGUCUCUACCUUGAACAACCUGCAUUUAAGAAACGCAGACAUCACACGUCCUGCCAUGACUCUCAGCAUUUUGCACUCACUGAAUAGCAGGCAAGUAACUUUAUAUUCACAGGGUAAAUGCAUGGUCCUACUUCCUGCUGAACGUCAAAGUCAAGGUGAGAAGCUCAAAAAUGAAUGAAUGAAUGAAUGAAUAUAUUGGUUAGCUUUUAUUUUCAGCAGACUAGCAGUCCUUCUGUUAUCUGAUGGAAACAUUUGCAUGUUGCAACAAGCCCCUACAUGUUUUGUUUGCAUCACAUGUACAGCUUGGACGGUGGAGCA
Molecule: messenger RNA, 2245 nt
Organism: Phycodurus eques (leafy seadragon)
Lineage: Eukaryota; Metazoa; Chordata; Actinopteri; Syngnathiformes; Syngnathidae
Product: beta-1,3-galactosyltransferase 1
Exons: 2
Coding region: 317-1471 (384 amino acids)
Cellular component (GO): membrane
Molecular function (GO): N-acetyl-beta-D-glucosaminide beta-(1,3)-galactosyltransferase activity
Source: RefSeq, a predicted model, not a curated record